GUGUAAAUUUAUGAAUGCUUGUGUUGGCAGAACGGAGACCUGUGCAUCUCGAUUCUACACCCGCCUGUGGAUGAUCCUCAGUCUGGCGAGUUGCCCUGUGAGAGGUGGAAUCCGACUCAGAAUGUCAGAACCAUCUUGCUGUCAGUGAUUUCACUGCUGAAUGAGCCCAACACGUUCAGUCCAGCCAAUGUGGAUGCUUCAGUCAUGUACCGGCGUUGGCGUGACUCUAAAGGCAAGGAUAAGGAGUACGAGAACAUCAUCAGGAAACAAGUGUCCGGGGGUCGAGCUGAGGCAGAGAAGGAUGGAGUGGUGAUACCGACCACCUUGGAGGAAUACUGCAUCAAGACCAAGGUGCGUGCUCCUGAGGCGCCCGUGGACAUGACAGACUUCUAUGUGGACGACUACGACCUGGACGAUGAUGACGACAACUUGGAGCUGUCAGGCGAUGACUACGAUGAUGCCGAUGACAGUGGCAAUGGCGAGUCGUGAUCCUCUCCUCUUUGUGCUCACCAAGCGGACUUGAGUGUACCGGACACAAACUUAACACAAAUUUCCAUGUGAAAACUACAUAAGAUCUCAAAGCGAUCAUUGUUGUGUUAAACUGUGUAAUAACAUAGUAAAUUUCAAGUAAAUUUUAUAUAAACAUAGUUAGAUCCGUUAUUUCAUUUUCUUUUCUUAAGAAUCUUCUUUGAUAUUUAUUUGGUUUUUAUAACAACUGUUAUGAUUGCUGAUUUUUUACUCUAGUUCUUUGUUUGUAAUAAUGUCCUAGGGUAUGUAAUGUUUAGUAACUAAUUUUGUUGUUGAAAUCCUUAGCGCCUAGGAUCGGAUUGAAGGUUUAGUUUGGAUGCUCAGUUUGUUCCAUUACUAACAUCACUGUUCGAUGGCUAUAUACCUGCCUGCAUCUAGAUGUAAGAGCAUAUGAUUCUUUUUGUUUUAUGAGAUUUUGAAAGUGAGUUCAUGUAAUUGUGUAAACAAUUAAGUACUUGUAUUGAAAUUAGGCCGUCUGUUGAGGCGCUUUUAUUCCUAAAAAUGUCCAAGCGAUUUGUGAUUUGGAUGUAUUCUCUUUCAGCUUCUUCAUCAGCCUCAAGCUAAAUAGCUGUUUGGUCUUACAAAGUGAGAUAUUUGUUUAUAGUAAAACAGUGUAGACUUUAUAAUAAAAAUCAACAAAUA
This is a messenger RNA of Homalodisca vitripennis (glassy-winged sharpshooter), 1170 nucleotides long. RefSeq names its product ubiquitin-conjugating enzyme E2 R2-like. The record is from RefSeq and is a predicted model, not a curated record. Lineage: Eukaryota; Metazoa; Arthropoda; Insecta; Hemiptera; Cicadellidae. Bases 205 to 489 code for a protein of 94 amino acids. The transcript is spliced from 3 exons.